AUGAAGCUUUCAUCCUUUGAACCCAAAAUGCCUGCGCUUGAUACUUCUAUCACUACUCCCGUUCGUCGACCAUCUAUUGCUUCUGAGUUUGAAGCUGCGAAUCAGAAAUUUGCUGCAAGUUUUAACCAGUCGCAUCUACCCUCUCCACCUCGUCGAAAAGUCGCUGUUGUAGCGUGCAUGGAUAGUAGAUUGGAUGUCGAGAAAGUGCUGGGUUUAGAUCUUGGUGAUGCGCACGUCAUCAGAAACGCUGGUGGUCGCGCAGUAGAAGCACUCCGAUCAAUCUUGAUUUCUCAGCAGAUGCUCGGCACGCGUGAGAUAAUCAUCAUGCACCAUACCGGCUGCGGCAUGCAAACAUUCUCCGACACAGACUUUCGCGCUAAAAUCCGGAAUGAAUUGCACGAAGAUGUAGAUCAUAUGGCUUUUCUACCUUUUUCUGAUUUGAGACAGAGUGUUAUUGAUGAUGUUGCCUUUUUGAGGAAGAGUCCUUUAGUUUUAGAUGUGCCGAUUACGGGGUAUGUGUAUGAUGUCAAGACGGGACGGAUUGAGCUUAUUGAUGAGCGAGCUGAGAGCGAGUGUUCGAGCCCAUAA
This is a messenger RNA of Fusarium coffeatum, 588 nucleotides long. RefSeq lists its product as uncharacterized. The transcript has 4 exons. Lineage: Eukaryota; Fungi; Ascomycota; Sordariomycetes; Hypocreales; Nectriaceae. The record is from RefSeq and is a predicted model, not a curated record. The coding region runs from base 1 to 588 and encodes 195 amino acids. Gene Ontology annotation, molecular function: zinc ion binding; carbonate dehydratase activity.